Molecule: messenger RNA, 395 nt
Organism: Racocetra fulgida
Lineage: Eukaryota; Fungi; Glomeromycota; Glomeromycetes; Diversisporales; Gigasporaceae
Source: the annotation of a GenBank genome assembly
GUCAACCUUUGGCUCCUCGAAACGCUAAUAUUCCUGCAAAUCAAGUAAUUGGAGGUCAACCUUUGGCUCCUCGAAACGCUAAUAUUCCUGUAAAUCAAGUAAUUGGAGGUCAACCUUUGGCUCCUCGAAACGUUAAUAUUCCUGUAAAUCAAGUAAUUGGAGGUCAACCUUUGGCUCCUCGAAACGCUAAUAUUCCUGUAAAUCAAGUAAUUGGAGGCCAACCUUUGGCUCCUCGAAACGUUAAUAUUCCUCAACCUUUGGCUCCUCAAAACGCUAAUAUUCCUGUAAAUGCACCCUUUGAUAACCUAACUGCCGAACAAAAGUAUGAACUUUUAACUAAAGGUGCGGAUCCGUUUACUAAUAGUGCUGGAGCACAAGAAGCAGAACAUCAGGAA